AUGAAAUUUAAAGUUCAGGUAGAAGAAUUUGUCUUUUACAUCAAUGUUGGUUAAGGAUUGAAUGAUUUUGCAUGGCUAGCUCUUGCUGCUGCCAAACUUUAUUCUAAUAAAAAGAAUCCUGAUUCUAAUUAUUUACCUUGCUAUUUAAGAAUCCUUUCUAAUUAAGGCGAUAUGUUUCCACCACCUCCACGUGCUAAAAUAUUUGAUAUUGUUAAUAAAGAAGAAUAAGCAUAAGAACAAUUUGCACAAGUUGAAAUUAGAAAAGGUUAAGGAUGGAUUAUGACUAAAUAAUAAGAAAGUAUUAUCUAAUUUCGAAAAUUUAGAGUGGUAUGAUGAGGCCUUUGGAAAGAUGAGGAAUUAAUUCUAUAUUAGCUUUUCAUUAUUACCCUAAAAUUCCAAAGGUGUACGUUAAGAACCUACUUAUAUUAUACAAUAUGAAUAUAAGAUGUUUCCGGAAGUUAUGCAUGAAUUCGAUCCCAAAAAUUAUCCAUCGAAAGAUAAAAUCAUUAUGAAAGAAUAAAAGUUCACUAUAUAUUUUUAUAUCUAGAGAAGGAGAUAAUUCUAAAAAAUAUUACGCAGACAUCACCCUUCCUUUUGGUUCUUUUACAUAUUAAUUCUUUGGAUAAAUUAUCACUGAAAAAGAGGGACAAGAACCUCAAUCAUCUAUCUUCCCUUUAGAUAUGAAAAACUUUAGUCAUGUUGUGUUUUAGCAACCAUAACCUUAUUCUUAACAAGAAAUACAAAAAAAAAUUAUGGAAUAUGCUUAAUAAAAAGAAAAAGAUUUAUAAUAAUAACAAAUUCAAAAACGAGAAGAUAGUUAAAAAAAUAAACAAUCUGCUGCAGAAGAAUGUCCAUAUAAAUUUGAGAAAUUGUGGACCAUCAUUUACAAAAAUGCUGAAGGUAAUCUAGAGCUUAAAGAUCUUGUAAAGCAAUAUUAUUUAUUAAAAAGGAAGAAAACUUUUACAAUAAAAUUGCAGCUUAUAUGGAUGAUAAAUUGCCACUACUUUACGAAGUUUUUCGUUAAUAUGCCAUUCUCUAUAAUACAGAUCAUGCUAAAAAAGAUGAAAUUAGUAUAUCAUUUUAAGAUGUGAUGCAUUUCUUAAAAUUUGUAUUUCAUUUCAUUUAUAUUAGUACGGAUUAGUAUAGGAUAGUUAGGAAUUAUUUUCAUUUGUUGAAACUUAUGAUAAAUAGGGAUCCAAAUCAAAAGAUGUUAGAAAAAGCUUAGAAUUAUCUGUUAAAUUCUAAGAAUUCUUUGUAAUCAUUGUCGAAUUGGCAUAAUUUAAAAAAACAAAUAAUCUUAGUGAAGUUGAAUGUAAAUUUAAUAUUUACUCAAAUCUAGCAUAAGAUCAACUUGUUAUGAAAAUUGUUGAUAAAAUUAUUGAAACUAAUUCCGAUGAAAAAGAGUUUAAUAAUUUCUAAUAACAUAUGAAGUACAAUGAAAUUUUGGUCAAUUUUAUUAGAGUAAUAUCAAAUAUAAUUAUAUUAAGGAAAUAUAAGAUUAAUUACAAAAUAUUUUCAUUAAAAGGUUUAGUCAAGGAAAUGAUGAUAACUCAGAUAUUAAAUUCCAUAUCAGAUAAGAAGAAAUAAAAUAGCUUAUCCAAGAUUCUGGAUACAAGGGUGAUAAUCUUGAUGGAAUUAUUAAGACAGCAUAUAAAGAAUUAUUUCAUGAUGAAAAGUUUAACGGAUUUGAAGGAUUAUUUUAUUAUGAAUUCAUCCAAGUGAUGUAAUGGCUUGCAUUAGUUCUCAUUUAAAAUGAUGAACGAAGUUAGUAAGAAGAAGCAGAGGAAGUAACUACCUUAGACUAAUUGCAAGAACAAUUAAGAUAUUUCAUUUAAUGUAUUGAAAAGUGAAAUAAAUAUAUAU
Messenger RNA from Paramecium sonneborni, 1863 nucleotides. The record is from the annotation of a GenBank genome assembly. Lineage: Eukaryota; Ciliophora; Oligohymenophorea; Peniculida; Parameciidae.